GAGACCGGGCAGUUGCUCAGAGACAAUACCCAAAAAGGUUUGGAGACAGAGAAACCUAAACACUGGGAAACUGGUGGUUUUUAAAAGAAAGUCAAACUUUUCAGAAAACGAGAGCCUGAGAGGAUAGGAAAUAUGUGAAGAAAAAAAAAACAACAAUCCUCGAAUGACCACUGAAAGGGAUUCUGCCGUGGCCAGAAUGCAAAGAAGAGAAACACAGUGAGUGCUUGAGUUUGGAGAAUUUUACAGCUCUGGAGAAAAAGUUUCCACAAAACAUUUUGGAUUGAACUCCAGUUCAACUUUGGUUAAAGAGAAAGAAAAUAAAUAGAGGUGGAAAGAAAACCUGAGAGACUCUGUUCGCUGUUUUACUGAAGCUCAUUACGAUCUGUCGUUGGGGAUGCGGAUCUUCAGCAAAAACCUUCGCCUUCAGGACAUAACCAUCAUGUAUUUUACUGCUCUGGCUGCUCUAAUGGUCAUCUUGGUGGCUUCUUACCAGGCGCCCAACAAUGCUGUUGAAGUGUCCAGCCUUAAACCGAACCCCUCUCGCCCUCUCCCACCUCUCCCCAUGCCUUUCCGGGUGCCCCUUGAUCCACGUGGGGAGCUCCAGCUGGCUUGGAAUGUCAGCUACACCAACCAGGAGAUUUAUAUGGAGCUGAGGGUUGCAGAGCUCAGACACGGGGUGGUCCUGGGGAUGUCCGAUCGGGGAGAGCUGACCAAUGCUGACCUGUUGGUGUUGUGGGACUCUGGAACCCAGAGCUACUUUGGAGAUGCUUGGAGUGACAGCAAGGGUCAUGUAUCACUAGACAGCCAACAAGAUUACGACCUGAUUGAAGCCAAACAGAAAGCUGAAGGAUAUUACCUGCUCUUCAAAAGACCAUUCAGUACCUGUGAUCCCAGAGACUACGUCAUAGAGGAGGGGACUGUGCACAUCAUCUACGGCUUCUUGGAUAAACCACUUGCCUCACUGGAUAAGCUGAACCUGUCUGAGAUCCGCACCGGUGUACAGAGAGUCCUGAUGUUGCGUCCCGACACGCCGCCACCUACCCUGCCUCCAGACGUACAAAUGUUAGAUGUAGUGGCACCAAAUGUCAUCAUCCCAAAUCAAGAGACCACCUACUGGUGCUACAUCCACAACCUGCCGGAAAAUUUGGCCAAGAACCACAUUGUUAUGUACGAGUCGGCGAUAACUCCAGGGAACGAGGCCAUCGUGCAUCACAUAGAAGUGUUUGAGUGUUCUCCGGAUGUCCCUGCAGUUCCAGGGUACAGCGGCUCCUGUGAUGACAAAAUGAAGCCGAAAAAGCUCAACUUUUGCCGACACGUGCUAGCUGCAUGGGCUAUGGGGGCUGAGGCUUUCUACUAUCCCCCUGAUGCAGGCUUGGCUAUGGGUGGACCAGGUUCCUCAAGAUUCCUCCGUCUGGAGGUCCAUUACCACAACCCUCUCCUUAUAUCCGGCCGGCGUGACUCAUCAGGGAUACGACUGUAUUACACCCCGAGCCUGAGGCGCUACGAUGCAGGGAUCAUGGAGCUGGGCCUCGUUUACACUCCUGUAAUGGCUAUCCCACCUAAACAACACACCUUUUACCUCAGUGGAUACUGCACCUCCAAGUGUACCCAAACAGCUUUGCCUUCAGGUGGAAUCUAUGUAUUUGCUUCCCAGCUGCACACCCACUUGGCGGGGCGUGGGGUGAGAACGGUUUUGGUGAGGGGAGGCAAAGAGCUGGAGGUGGUACAGGAAGACCAGCAUUUCAGUACGCACUACCAGACAAUCCGAGUUCUUAGGAAAAUGGUGAACAUUUUGCCUGGUGACGUACUUAUAACAAAGUGUACUUAUAACACAGAAGAUAGGAGCAAGCCUACAGUGGGUGGUUUUGGCAUCAUGGAGGAAAUGUGUGUCAACUACAUUCACUACUACCCCCGUACCCAGCUGGAGCUCUGCAAGAGCCACGUUGACCAAGGAUACCUGCAGAAAUAUUUUAACUUCAUUAACAGGUUCCACGGAAAUGACCAGUGUGUGUGUGGUGAGGUUAGUGUGACGGAGCAGUUUUCUCAACUAGAGUGGGAUGAAUUCACCGGAGAAGUGCUGGACUCGCUUUAUAACACAGCCCCCAUCUCGAUGCACUGCAAUCAGUCGACUGCACGCCUCUUUCCUGGUGACUGGGACAAACAGCCCAUACCAGCGGUGACCUCAGUCCUUGAAAAACCUCAGUACACCUGUAAGCGAGGCACGCUUCGCACCAACUGAUGCCUUACACCUUCAAUGUGAGCAGCAGGAUGUUUCAGCCCGAGGAAAAGGGAGACCUCAAGAGUGGAAACCCAAACAAGUUCCCACAAUUUUAUUCAGUUUGCCUUGGUUUUUAUGUGUUUGUUAUCUACUUGCUGUAACUAUAUACUUAUAUAAAUUCCUGCAGUCUGUGUUAUCGUUAGCACAUAUAUAUUCUGUUAGUAACAAUCACAUUUUUCCCCCCCAUUGAAACCAUUUAAAACUCUACAAAUUGGGAAUGGCAGGUAUCAAACUAAAUUAAAAUAAUGCUGGCAGUUUUUUUGUAGCUGUUAUCAACAGACAUGUUACGUUUGUGCCGAGACAUAACAUAUCUGCAUGUUUGUUCCCUGUGAUCCUGUUGACCAACUCAAAACAUUUGGGCUGGAAACAUGAUGUCAUUUGGUGAAUAAUUACAAUCUGUACUAAACACAACAUAAUAAGUGACUUGAGUGUUAUUCAAAGGCAAGAAAUUAAAUAAAAAUAAUUUAAAAUAAACACAUUUUUAUCCUUUCCUUAGUUAAAGUAAAUGGAUGGAUGAAUAAUGAAUGUCACAAAGUGUUGAAUGUUAAAAAGAGAUUUAUUAAUACACAAAUCGCUUUGGACAGAAGAAAUGAAUGAGGGUUAACAUUUGCUUUAUAAUUUGACUGGCCGCCACAUCUUUCCACCUCUCAUUUUUUAUUCAUUUUAAACUGGUCAAGUUUUUCCUCUCUAAGCAUUAAUAAUAAACACACAGUCCAAAUGUACAUCCAAACAUCCAAUAACAAGAUCAAUUUUAACAACAAGCCAGUUUUCCAUCGAGAGGUUUUCAGUGUUUAAUCAUAUUACAGGAAGAAGAAGCUAAAAAACAAACAAACAAAAGAAACAGAAACUCUACCUACAAUGUGAUAAAAGAGCUGCAGUGUUUUAUCAGCAUGUUUCAAAUUUCCCACAUAAAUCUCGUUAUUAACCUAGACUGCUCCUGAGAACAACCAUUGCAAUGAUUAAUGGCCUUGUGAGCAGAAUCGAUGAAUCAUUCCACAUUAGUAAACAUUUCGUGCUGAACUGGUUUCAACAAACAUCGGCGGGAGAAGCAGGAAACACACAUACAAAUGCCUUCCAUUAUUUAGACACCUUUUUCUGAGCUGUUCACAGUGUGUGUGCUGGACUCUAAGUGUAUUCGUGUAAGUUAGAGUAAACAAAACAUUGUCUUAUGAGUGUCAAACCAGAUUUAGAUGCUUGUGUAAACACUAAGAAUAAUUAUAACUAAAAAAACAGCACCUACAUUAAAGAUAAGAUUCUCUGUACAUUAAGAGCAUUUAGUCUUUAAAAAAAAAAAAUCAAUAUAAGCCAAGGUAUUCAUCAACAACUUAAUUUUUCCCAGCAUGACAUCUAUAAAGUCAUGUCUUGCGUUACUAUUAGUUUCAAAUUUAAAUAUUAAGGAAUUUUAGCAAAGAUAAAAUGAGAGGUUUACCUAUGCAUAAAUUAACUGCUCGCCUUAUUUAGCAAACUUCUGUUAAAGAACAAAAGGCGGUACAUUAACACAUAAUGCCAUGACCAUGAGGGGACGGAUCAGAAGACAAAGGAGAUCUUUUCCCAAAACUGUUUUCUGAAAACUGCUGUCUUCUGUUAUUCUACUUCAUUAGUGUCUUGUUUCCCUGGUACGUCGUGCCUUUGGGUGUUUCUUUUUUUGCCUUCCUUUCUCGCAGGAUGACUGCUUCAGAUUUCGAGAACAAACAAAAAAAAAAGCCUCUGGAUUUUGUCAUCAUUAUCAGCACAAACAGUUACUGUAUUCAUUGUAAGUGUCUGUAUUGUUAUGAGAAUAAUUUUACUCCCCAUUACAGAGUAUUAGUAUAACCAAGUAAAAGGUCAAAUUAACACCGCCAUUAAUAUCAAAGUACUUCUAAUAAAGGAUAGUUUUCUCUUGAACCUGAUUAGCUUUUUCAAAGGACCUUCCCACAAACUGAAAAGUAUAUUUAUUGAUAUUUACUUUGGA
Messenger RNA from Haplochromis burtoni (Burton's mouthbrooder), 4229 nucleotides. RefSeq names its product dopamine beta-hydroxylase (dopamine beta-monooxygenase) (gene dbh). Gene Ontology annotation, cellular component: secretory granule membrane. The transcript has 12 exons. Gene Ontology annotation, biological process: norepinephrine biosynthetic process; dopamine catabolic process; octopamine biosynthetic process. Gene Ontology annotation, molecular function: copper ion binding; dopamine beta-monooxygenase activity. Lineage: Eukaryota; Metazoa; Chordata; Actinopteri; Cichliformes; Cichlidae. The record is from RefSeq and is a predicted model, not a curated record. Bases 395 to 2239 code for a protein of 614 amino acids.